Messenger RNA from Prunus armeniaca (apricot), 207 nucleotides. The record is from the annotation of a GenBank genome assembly. Lineage: Eukaryota; Viridiplantae; Streptophyta; Magnoliopsida; Rosales; Rosaceae.
AUGGGAUCUCAAUUGGAGGAACGGAAGGGAAGAAUGGAGGAACGGAUAAGAGAAGGGAAAGGACAGGGAAACCAUGCCCUUGGGGGUAUAGAAUUGAGGUUCGAUGCAGCAGCUACCUUAUGGAAGAAAGGGAAGAACGAAGACAAAGAAAGCGACAAGAUGAAGGAAAGACGAAAGAAAGAGCUAGACAGAAAAAUGAAAGUAUAG